UUAUUUUACCUGUCACAAAAUCCUCACAACGAGUUCUCUUAAAGAACAGACAGCUUCGAGGUUUUAAAAGCUAGUAAAAGACAGAGGACGGCGUCAGUACAAUGUUAGACAUGGAGAAAAACAUGUCUGAAUUAGGUGAUCAAGCUGUGGUGGUUGAUGAAUCUUCUGUAGAUUGGAGAGGCAGACCCUGCAAGCCAAACAAACAUGGUGGAACGAGUGCUGCUAUAUUUGUUCUUGGUCUUCAGGCAUUUGAGAUGAUGGCUAUUGCUGCUGUUGGGAAUAAUCUGAUAACAUACGUGUUCAAUGAGAUGCAUUUUCCACUGUCAAAAUCCGCAAAUAUUGUCACAAACUUCAUAGGCACUGUCUUCCUUCUUUCUCUUCUUGGUGGAUUUCUCUCUGAUUCUUAUCUGGGGAGCUUCUUCACUAUGCUUAUCUUCGGCUUUGUGGAGCUCUGUGGUUUUGUACUUCUGGCUGUUCAAGCCCAUCUUCCAAAGCUAAGGCCACCAAAGUGCAACAUGAUAGAUCAAGGAAAGAGCUUGUGUGAAGAAGCAAAAGGCUACAAGGCUUCAAUAUUUUUUUUGGCUCUUUACUUAGUGGCUUUGGGAAGUGGUUGUCUGAAACCUAACAUAAUCUCUCAUGGAGCAGAUCAGUUCAGGAAAGAUGAUCCUUCACAGAACAGGAAGCUUUCAACUUUCUUCAACAUCGCUUACUUUGCCUUCUGUAUGGGAGAGCUUAUUGCCCUGACUCUUCUGGUUUGGGUCCAAACCAAUUCAGGCAUGGAUCUCGGGUUCGGAGUCUCGGCUGCUGCCAUGGCUGUGGGCUUGAUCUGCUUAAUCUCUGGGACUAUUUCUUAUCGGAACAAGCCUCCUCAAGGAAGUAUUUUCACGCCUAUUGCUCAGGUUUUUGUGGCUGCAAUAACAAAGAGAAAGCAAAUAUGCCCUUCAACUACAGACAAGAAGCUUGAUGGAAGCCAGACCAGCAAGCCAAAUCAUGAUUCAGCAACUUCAACAACCAAUAUCAACAAUUUUCUUCAUGCAGAAAAGUUCAGAUUCCUUGACAAGGCUUGCAUCAAAAUCCAAGAAGGAACUGAAGCAAAGGAAAGCCCAUGGAAACUAUGCACAGUAUCACAAGUUCAGCAAGUGAAGAUAAUCAUAUCAGUUAUUCCAAUUUUUGCCUGCACCAUCAUAUUCAACACAAUCUUAGCUCAGCUUCAAACCUUUUCAGUUCAACAAGGAAGCAUCAUGAACACAAACAUCACAAAAAGCUUCAAAAUCCCUCCUGCUUCACUUCAAUCCAUCCCUUACAUCAUGCUCAUAUUUUUUGUCCCUCUCUACGAAACCACUUUCGUUCCGAUUGCCCGAAAAUUCACCGGAAAGGAUUCUGGAAUCUCCCCUCUACAAAGAAUCGGCAUUGGACUCUUCACUGCAACAUUUUCAAUGGUAUCAGCUGCAUUGGUAGAGCACAAGAGAAGAAAUUUAUCUUCGAAUCAAACACUCUCGAUCUUUUGGAUCGCGCCUCAGUUCUUAAUCUUCGGCCUCUCGGAGAUGUUCACCGCAGUUGGUCUCGUCGAGUUCUUCUAUAAACAAUCAUUAGAAGGAAUGCAAGCAUUUUUGACGGCCAUGACUUAUUGCUCAUACUCAUUUGGAUUCUACUUGAGCUCACUUCUUGUGUCUCUAGUGAACAAAAUUACAUCAAGUUCUGGAUCAUCAGGUGGAUGGCUUAGUGACAAUGAUCUUAACAAGGAUAGGCUUGAUCUUUUCUAUUGGCUUCUUGCUUCACUAAGCUUUGUUAAUUUCUUUAACUAUCUUUUCUGCUCAAGAUGGUAUUCUUCAAACUCGCUAGCUAAAGUAUCCACCUCAAGGGACUUUUAGAGAAGAUAAAUAGAGUCUUAGGCUAAGAUAUAUUCUCUUAUAGCAUGUUAGGGUUGCAAAUAUCAGAGCUUGAAAUAUUAUGUGAUAUAUAUGGUAUUGACAUAGUUGGGUUUUGUACUAAGAAAAAGAUGAAAAAGUGCAUUAACUAUUUUCUUAUGUAA
Messenger RNA from Prosopis cineraria, 2032 nucleotides. RefSeq names its product protein NRT1/ PTR FAMILY 4.4-like. The transcript has 5 exons. Lineage: Eukaryota; Viridiplantae; Streptophyta; Magnoliopsida; Fabales; Fabaceae. Gene Ontology annotation, biological process: transmembrane transport. The record is from RefSeq and is a predicted model, not a curated record. Gene Ontology annotation, molecular function: transmembrane transporter activity. Gene Ontology annotation, cellular component: membrane. Bases 102 to 1871 code for a protein of 589 amino acids.